Molecule: messenger RNA, 471 nt
Organism: Aureococcus anophagefferens
Lineage: Eukaryota; Pelagophyceae; Pelagomonadales; Pelagomonadaceae
Exons: 1
Coding region: 1-471 (156 amino acids)
Source: RefSeq, a predicted model, not a curated record
AUGAGCAAGCCUUGGCAUUGGUGCGGCAGCCCAUGGCCGACGUUUACGUGGCUCUCGGUGUGCGCGUGCGCGGCGAUCGUGACCGCGUGCCUCGCGGAGCCCGCGGUCGCCGAGGUCGCCGACGGCGACGGCGCGCUGGGCAUCGUGCGCGACGACCCGCGCCUGUGGAUGAGAUGCGAGGGCGCGGUGUCCGCGGUGAGCGCGGACGGCAGCGACGCGUUCGCUCUCGGUCCGAAAGGUCUCUGGCGCAUGGCCUGGUGCCACUGCCUGGAGCGCUCGACCGUCUCCGCGCACGACGCCCUGGGGGGCGCCGGCGGCAAGGUCGCGCGCCUCCCCGUGACCUGCUGCGAGCAUCUUGCGAAGAAGAGCCGCGUCCUGGUCGACUUCGGAGACGUGCGCGACGCGCGGCGGCGCAAGCUCCUCUUCGCGAGCGCGCUCCUCUUCCAGCGGAACUUUUGGGAUCGACAAUGA